AUGGCGACCACAAGCAGCGAUGCUGUGGAGGUUAAGCUGUUCGGCAAGUGGAGCUUUGAGGAGGUCGAGGUCACGGACAUCUCCUUGGAGGACUACAUCGCCGUGAAGCCCAAGUUUGCGGUCUAUGUGCCUCACACGGCCGGCCGCUACCAGAAGCGGCGCUUCCGCAAGGCCCUGUGCCCGAUCGUUGAGAGGCUGACCAACUCCAUCAUGAUGCACGGUCGCAACAACGGCAAGAAGCUCAUGGCGUCAGCUGCGCAGCAGCUGCGCGAGCUUCCAAAGGAGUUGAGACGCGAGGUGGUAUGGCAGCAGCAGCCGUCCUGGUGGCCGCAUCAGCUGCGACAGCAUCAGCAGCAGCGUCUCUGCGACCACCACUUUGGAACUGGGAGGCGGAGGCAGCGAGGAUGGGCCAGGACUGCUGUUGGGCUGCUGCCGCAUGGCGCCCGGGCGGCGUGGCGCUUGGCAGAGGCUGCGCUGGACCGCGCAUGUGCGGUGCUGGCGCACAUGGCCAGGUGCCGUGACAAGGCGCCGCGGCGCCGCCAGUGCGCUGUGUUAUCAGGGGACAGUCACGAGGCCGUGGCUGGCGGCCGCGAGUGGAAGCUGCAGGCAGCGGGGCAGCGAGUGCGCAUCGUCAGCCACGCGUUUGACAUCAUCCACCUGCUGUCGGACCAGAACCCCAUCCAGGUGCUGGUGGACGCCAUCAUCAACAGGUGGGGCUAA
Molecule: messenger RNA, 720 nt
Organism: Monoraphidium neglectum
Lineage: Eukaryota; Viridiplantae; Chlorophyta; Chlorophyceae; Sphaeropleales; Selenastraceae
Product: 40S ribosomal protein S5
Exons: 6
Coding region: 1-720 (239 amino acids)
Biological process (GO): ribosomal small subunit assembly; translation
Cellular component (GO): ribosome; cytosolic small ribosomal subunit
Molecular function (GO): structural constituent of ribosome; mRNA binding; rRNA binding
Source: RefSeq, a predicted model, not a curated record